Molecule: messenger RNA, 7573 nt
Organism: Spodoptera exigua (beet armyworm)
Lineage: Eukaryota; Metazoa; Arthropoda; Insecta; Lepidoptera; Noctuidae
Source: the annotation of a GenBank genome assembly
AUGGAGAUAAAAUGUAAAGUUCAUCGCGGUAGUGAGAGAUGCGCUGGAUCGAACAAAACCGGUGGAGGCGGAUCAUCCGCUUCAGAUGUUACCCCGAUGAUCAGACAUGAGGGACCGACUAUAAGAAAGAAGUUUGUGGAGCCAACUGGCUCUGCUUCGCUUGGGGCGGCGUCACGGGCGCUCUUCGUGGAGAAGGUGCGAGCGUCUAAUGCGGCUUGCCAGGCUGGAGACUUCGCCACCGCCGUCGCCCUUUACACUGAUGCCUUAACUCUGGACCCUGCCAACCAUAUACUUUACAGUAAUCGGUCAGCAGCAAGAUUGAAGCAGGGUCAAUUUGCAGCAGCCCUACAAGAUGCGACAAGAGCUCGAGAACUUUGUCCCAAUUGGCCAAAAGCUUACUACAGACAAGGGGUGGCACUACAAUGUUUGGGUCGACAUGGCGAAGCGCUUGCAGCCUUCAGUUCAGGGUUGGGAGUGGAACCAUCUUCAAGGCAGUUGUUGGCAGCGCUGGUCGAGGCCUCCCUGAAAUCACCACUACGUACAACCUUGGAGCCUACUUUCAGACAGUUGGAAGCUAUGAAGCUGGAUCAAUCGCCUUUUGUUUUAAUAUCGGUGGUUGGUCAAGAGUUACUGGCAGCUGGACAAUACCAAGCUGCAGUCACUGUAUUAGAAGCAGCGCUGAGGAUCGGAUCAUGCUCUCUCAAACUACGGGGUUCAGUCUUCAGUGCUCUCUCAUCAGCGCACUGGGCGCUCAGUCAACUGGACGCGGCCAUCAACUACAUGCAGCAGGACCUGGCAGUGGCCAAGUCUCUGGGAGACACUGCAGGAGAAUGCAGAGCACACGGCAACCUUGGGGCUGCGUACUUCAGUCAGGGCUCCUAUAAGGACGCCUUGACGGCACAUCGAUACCAGUUAGUGUUGGCAAUGAAGUGCAAAGACACACAAGCAGCAGCGGCAGCUUUAACGUCAUUAGGUCACGUCUACACUGCAAUAGGGGACUAUCCCAACGCCCUAGCCAGCCACAAGCAAUGUGUCCAGCUGGUAAAACAAAUGGGAGACAGAUUACAGGAAGCAAGAGAGAUUGGAAACGUAGGAGCAGUGUACUUAGCCAUGGGAGAGUUUGACUCCGCUGUUGAUUGUCAUACGCAGCAUUUGAGACUGGCAAGAAGACUUGGAGAUCAGGUUGAAGAAGCAAGAGCAUACUCCAACUUGGGAUCCUCAUACCACUACAGAAGAAACUUCUCACAAGCUAUCGCCUACCACGAGAACGUGUUGAGGAUAGCACAGAACCUCGGCGACAGAGCCAUUGAAGCUAGGGCCUACGCUGGGUUGGGACAUGCCGCGAGAUGCGCCGGCGAUUACGCACAGGCUAAGAAAUGGCAUGAGAGACAAUUGGACGUCGCUUUAGCGGCUAGAGACAAGGUUGGGGAAGGUCGAGCAUGCUCGAACUUGGGCAUCGUAUACCAACUGUUGGGAGAACAUGAUGCAGCACUCAAGCUGCAUCAAGCACAUCUGUCGAUAGCCAGACAGUUGCAGGACAAAGCAGGCAUGGGAAGGGCCUACGGUAACAUAGGCAAUGCAUACUCUGCAGCCGGCUUUUAUGAGCAAGCCAUAAAAUACCAUAAACAAGAGCUCACUAUUUCCAAAGAGGUUCACGACAGAAGUUCUGAAGCUUCUACACACGGGAACUUGGCUGUGGCUUACCAGGCGUUAGGAGCACAUGAUAUGGCGCUUUUUCACUAUAGAGCUCAUUUAGGCAUAGCUCGUGAGCUAAAAGAUGCAGCAGGAGAAGCAUGCGCUCUUCUCAACCUUGGGAACUGCCUCUCCUCUCGCGGAGAGUUCGCUCAAGCCGUGCCUUAUUACGAACAACAUCUAAUGCUUUCCCAGGAGUUAGGAGAUGUCACUGCUGAAGCUAAAGCUUGCCACUUUCUUGGAUACGCCCACUAUUGCCUUGGAAAUUAUAGGGAGGCUGUCAGAUACUAUGAUCAAGACUUGUCCCUGGCCAAAGAUUUACAAGACAAAAUGAAUAUGGGACGAGCGUACUGCAACCUUGGACUUGCCCACUUAGCUCUGGGUAAUCUGGAGACUGCCUUAGAGUGCCAAAAGUAUUUCCUGGCGAUAGCACACAUGACACAGCACUUACAAGGAAAGUUCAGAGCCUUAGGCAAUAUUGGAGAUGUUCUAAUAAAAAUGGGAGAUGUUGAAGAAGCUGUGAAGAUGUAUCAAAGGCAACUUGGUUUUGCCAGACAAGCCCGUGAUCGAUCAUUAGAAGCAGCCGCAUGUGGGGCGCUAGGCCUUGCAAGAAGACUUCAAAGAAGAUUAGAUGCCGCGUUAGGACACCAUACUCAAGAACUAACACUUCGACAAGAGGCAGGAGAUGCAGCAGGUGAAGCGAGAGCUCAUUCACAUCUUGGAGCUGUGCACAUGGCUUUGGGACACUAUUCGCACGCAGCCAGGUGUUACAGGGAACAAUUGGAAAGAGCCCAAGAACUUCAAGACUGUGCGCUAGAAGCCCAAGCGUAUGGUAAUUUGGGUAUCGCCAAGCUUAACAUGGGACAUUAUGAAGACGCCAUCGGAUACUUAGAGCAGCAACUUGCAAUUCUGGAACGCGUAAACACUCCAACGUGUCAGUUGGACAAGGCCAGAGCAUUAGGAUCUCUAGGAGACUGCUAUGAUGCUCUCGGUGACCCUGACGAAGCCGCCAAGUACCAUGAGCAACAUCUUGCAGCUGCCCUCAAACUUGAUAACAAACGGGAGCAGGAAAGGGCUUACCGUGGAUUAGGACUUAGUCACAAAUCAGUCGGCAACUUGCAGCAAGCACUGGUAUGCUUAGAAAAGCGUCUGGUGGUAUCUCAUGAACUUGGUGUACCAGAAGCAAAGGCUCAAGCUUACGGAGAGCUGGGAGCUCUACAUAUAGCACUCAAUAACUUGGAACAAGCUGUAUUGUGUCUUGAUCACCAGAAGAAUAUUGCCAAGGAACUGAACAACCAGAUAAUGGAAGCAGAGGCAUGCCAUUCCCUAGGCGUGGCUCAACAUGCAUUGGGCGAUCACGCGGCAGCUGUCAGACACCAUCGUGCUGAGCUCGAGUUGGCACAUAGACUGGGUCUUACACAUCUACAGGCCCGAGCAUGUGGUGGGUUGGGAGCUGCGCACGCGUCGAUGGGUGCUCAUGCAGAAGCCGCCAGAUGGCACGAAUCACGAUUAAGACACGCUACCGCAGCAGGAGAUACAAGAGGACGUGCGCAAGCGCUGGCUGACUUAGGCAGAGCUCACCUUGCUAUGGGAGCUUGUGGCAGCGCAGUGUCAUACUUAAGGCAGGCUCUAGCGGCCACUGAGGGACUUGCUGAUGCUGAUGAAGAGGCCCGGGUACGUCACCGGUUAGGCUUCGCACUAUGGGCAUCAGGAGAGUUAGAGGAAGCCAAGGAGCAAUUGCAAGCGGCCCUGGCAUUGUUAGACGCGGCUGAACGACGCCAUCUUCGUUUGGCUGCAGCCCAUGCCGCCACGCUACAUGCCCUGCAAAGAGUGCUCGUCGAACUGGGUCGCCACCCCGAAGCUUUAGUCGUGGCUGAGAGAGGACGAUGCCGAGCAUUGGACACCGUGGCUGAGAAACCGUCCGGAACUCUUAACCAAGCCAAUCUCGAACUCCAUGCACAACAAAGAAACGCGGAAGAAUCUGGUAAGGAACGCUCGGAGCCCUGGAGCCCUACUACCGUGGAGCAAGUGCUAGAAGUUGUAAACAAGCAGAAAGCACCUGUGCUAUACUACAGUCUCGCAGCUGGCAGACUGUAUGCUUGGCUACUACAACCGCAUAAAGGUAUACUUAGAUUCCACCAAGUGUCUCUACUAGAGGAGGCAGAAGAUAAUGAUAACAGUCUCCCAGACAUCAGUCCAGAUGAUCUUCAACCUAACAAUGUGAGUGGUCUUGGCAAAUUGGAGCAAUACAUCAGCGAAUGGUCUGCUUGGCUAAAAGCGAAUGCCGAGCGUCGUGCUGAAGCUGAAGACCAAUGGGAUCCUGAUGAUAGACCGAAUACAGGUCUAGCGAGAAUGGUGACACGCAACCAUUUGCUGAACUCAUCCAAUUACUCCCUAAGUUCGCUGUUCAGCGUCGGCUCUGUUGGAGGAUCUGUCGCGGGAUCCGUGGCCAGCUUGCAAGGAUCUACAAGGUCAAGUGUCCACGUUCCUCGUAAGAAGCAACCUUCCUGGCAGGGUCCUCCGUGCCUCAGCGCUUUGUAUCAGAUGCUAUUGGCACCGUUCGAAGAUCUUCUGCCUGCUUCUUGCAACAAUAAUCACGCUUCCCACGGCCGACGUGGUUGCGGCGGUCGCAGAGAACUAAUUGUGGUGGUAGAGGGCGCUUUAUACGCCUGUCCGUGGGGAGCACUACGCAGUGCUCCCACCCCUGGAACUCCCGGCCUCAGCGUGGCUGCUGAUGGGGAGCCAUUGUGUGAACGAUACGCACUACUGGCCGCCCCUGCAUUACGCCCGCUGAGACAUCAUCGGCACAUGAGAGCUAAACCACAUCAUGAUCAUGGUGCGAGUGCAGGCGCAGGCAGUGCCCAAGAAGCAGGAAUGCGAUGCUUGGUAGUGGGCGCUCCACGAGUGGGGGCCGCGCGCUGGGCCUCGCAGCAUGCACAGCUCAAGGAGGCGGAGCUAGUCGCAGAUAUGUUGCGCGUCACACCGCUUACUGAUUACCAGGCAUCGAAAGAAGCUGUCCUGUCGCAGCUGGCGCAGGCAGAAUGCAUUCACUUCGCCACACAUAUCUGUUGGAAAACACCUGCCAUUGUUCUCAGCCCUGGUGAAGUGGUUGACUCUCAAGCCAAGCGUUUAUUGAAUACAAGUGUUGGCAGUGGAGCUGCUGAUACAUCCACCGAAAAUGAAGAAGAAAAUCCUGAGCUGCCCCAAAGUAAUGAAGAGCUGCCACCGGCAUCGGAGUUCAUGCUGACUGCAUCAGAAAUUAUGAAUUUGAAAAUCACCGCUAGAUUGGUGGUGAUAUCAUGCGCGCCAUCCAGUGCCGCGCUCCAAGGUCCAAGUUCAGAGAACGGCGACGUACGUCUGGCCGGUGAUGGCGUAUCCCGGCUGUGUCGCGCGCUACUAGCCGCUGGAGCUCACGCCGUACUACUGGCAUUAUGGCCCGCGCCGCAAGAUACCGCCACUAAGAUACUGUAUAGGGCGCUCUAUUCCGCACUACUACAGGGUAGUAGGGUCGCAAAGGCACUAGGCGAUGCGAUGCAGACAGUCCGUCACACGAAGCACUUCGCGCACCCAGCGCACUGGGCCGGCCUCGUGCUGGUGGGAGCCAACGUGCGCCUCAGCAACAAGGUGGCGCUCAUGGGGCAGGCGCUCUGUGAGCUACUCGCCGCGCCUGACAAGUGCCGGGACGCACUACGAGUAUGUCUGCACCUGGUCGAAAAAUCCCUUCAGAGAAUUGUGAGAGGACAGAAGAACGCCAUGUACACCACCCAGAAGAGUAUCGAGAACAAAGCUGGUAGCAUCAACGGAUGGAGGGAACUGCUUAUGAGCGUUGGAUUUAGGUUUGAACCAGCAGCAAAUGGAAUUCCGUCAAGUGUAUUCUUCCCUCAAAGUGACCCUGAAGAAAGACUGACUCAGUGCUCAGCUAGUUUACAAGCUCUAUUAGGUCUGACUUCAACGACACUUCAAGCGCUGUCGAAGCUGAUUUCUAACGGCGAUGUGGCUGACGAUAUCAUCGGUGUGAUCCGCUCCGUCAUCUCACAGUUCUCCGUCAAGAACUCAGAUACUGACAUUAUUGAAGUCGCUGUUAAUGUCAGGUUAUGGCGCGUCAACGGCUGUCACGAGCUUCUAGCAUCUCUUGGUUUCGACCUGGCUGAAGUAGGCCAAGACGAAGUGACUUUACGAACUGGCAAGGCAGCUAAUCGACGACACAUACAAUUUGUUCUCCAAGCAUUACUGGCAUUGUUUGACACACAAGAAGCCCCUCGAAGCCUUAGCUUGGAGUCGAGCUCCAGCGUUGAGUCUCUGGCUUCGAUUGAUGACGGUGACUUGGAACCGCACUCUGAUGGUGAACCUCCUCCGAGACAACAUCGACAGGAAAGCGUAUCAUCAGUUCCACCGCCACCAUUGCCACUUGGAUCAUGUGGUGGCGCAUUCACAAUGUACGUCCGCGGAUCCACUUCAUCCACUGAAGUUGGCCGAGGAGAGCCUGAUGGUAGAACGGCUCCACCACCAGCACCUCCACCACCGAGAUACAGAGGAGAGAGUGACGCUGCCUUUACCCCUUCUCCCCCGGCAGCUCCACCUGCGCCGACCUCCGCUCCUCCACGAGACGUGUCGUUAGCACUUGCACACCAAACAAAGAUUAGGACUCUUUACACGAGAAGACCACCGUCCGAUGACUCCGACUGGGAAAGUUCUGGUCACGACACAGUCUUACGACGAAGACCAGAGCACUCGCAUGCAAGAUAUCUCGAUGCAUUCUAUGACCUCGCUUCAGCACAACCAAGGAGAUCAGAAGAAGAGAAGACUGACCAGGCUAUAGCUCAACCUUCGACAUCCAAACGCACACCACGCCCUAAGAUGGGAACAAGCAGCCGUGACUCAAUGGCCCAAGUUAGGCACAUGAGCGGUGAACUAACUCCAACCAUAUCCGAGGUAUACCACGAAAGGAAUAUCGGACUUGGCCUAGCUCCCCCGUUAGCAGAACUCCUUCUUGCCGAGGAGUCUAAGACGGAAAUGAGAGCAGCCAGUUCCAGUGAGAACUUAUUACUGCAGAAUCUGGAGAAACUUGGUCUUCUGGGCGAUACAAGUGAAAAUGAGGAGCGCUGGUGUGGCGCCAACUCUUCUCGACCAUGGCUAUCAGCGCCGCCGCUAGAAACCGACGUGCAAGGGUCUGACUUGACCACGGCAGAAAUCAUAGAAAGACAGACAAAGUUCAAGAAAGACGCGGAGCCAAAGAGGAAAGAAGAGAACGCUUAUGAGCUGAAACCUAAAGAAGAGACUCCGGGACCGAGUGGUAUUGAGAAACGGUCCGUGUCCCCAUUUUCUGAGAUGUCACGAAGAGACGAGGGUGAUGGUCGCAGUAUAGCGGACUCUCACUCGUCGUACAAAGCCUUAGUGCUUAGCCCUAGGGCACCUUUCUUGCCUGAAGAAGGGGAAGCAUCCAUUAGUUCGCCUGCGGAGGGGGGCAAGACUCACCCCCGCCCCCGUCGGCCGCCCGUGCCCCGCACUCGCCCUACCUACACCACGCUAGACUUUCCACCGAAUAAAUGAUUAAAACUUGUACAUUUAUACAAUUUAGGAUAUUUCUGAAAGUGUUAAUUUAUUUUAAUUGAGAGCUUGUAAGGCUAUGAUGUGACUAAAUAUAAUAUAGUGCUUUAAUUCGUCCAACUGUCAAUAUUACUGCUUAUUCUUAGAAAACAUAUCGUUAUUUAUAAAUAUUUAGUUAUUUAUUACUUUUUAAAAUUGUAAUACUUGUAAGUGUAAUUUUAAAUAGAAACUGAAUUUGUAAAGCUUAGAUAGGUUAGGCGCAACGCUUUAAGUUCUAUAACUCAUCAAUUACUUGCCAUUGUUUAAAGAUUAGUUUUAGGAAUUUUGUAAAAAG